AACCACUUCCUGCUGCCUAGCCUUAUUUAUUGAGCCCCUCCCCACUCUUAGCUUUACUAGUUCCCAUGGAUAUCCCAGUAACGAUCGAAGUUUUUUAGGCCAGCUUAGCUAGCUAGCUAGAUCUAACUGGUAUAAAGUUAUUGUAACUAUCACUAUUAAGCUGUAGAUAGCUGCAGUAAGUGUAGCUUCCUUCUAGCCAGCCAGUGAUGGUUGAACUAUCUACUUGAGCUUCUCUGAGUCUGUAUAGGGUGCUGGAGCACCAGAGUCUGGAUGGGGGUGCUGGAGCACCCUAAGCACCACCCUGUGUACGCCCCUGGGUACUCUUUUUGUCAACUGUAUAGAAAAUAAACAUUCAGGGGUACACUUUUUGUCAACUGGGUAUGGAAAAUAUAUAUUCAGGGGUCUUUUUGUCAACUGGUAUAAAAACUGAAUAUAUACACUUAUCAGUUUAGGUCCAAAAAAUAAUUGUUUAGCUACUAAACUAACUACUCUUCUAUAUAAUUUUAAAUGUACAUGAACUGGAAAGAGUACCCUCAAAUAAAAAGAGUACCCCCAAAUAAAUCCUAAGGUUAAAGUACACGUACUUUAACCUCGCUUGUAUUUCUAUUUAAAGCGCAGGCUUAGAGUUUGAGUGUAUCCCUACUUACUGUACCAGUACAGCUCGCCAGUAUAGUACAGUGCAGUACAGCAUGUCUUCAUGGUUAUUAGAGUCCCUUAGAACACUUAUCGACGAUCUGAAUACUGGGAACUCUGGUGUAACUACGCUGGAAGCUGCUGAUAGUUAAGUUACAAGAGGAGGAUAGAGUUGAUGUAUAGAGAAUUGUUGGCUACAGAGAUUGUUGAUGGAUCUUUGAGUCAAACAGAAACGGAAGCCCUGGGCUAUGUAGCACAAGCUUAUAAGGAAAUGAGCAAUUUGGUGGAUAUGCUGGUGGCACGACCAGUUGCGAGCAGAUUUUGUACACCUACCUUAGCUUCUGGAGAAGUGGGAAGGCCUUCAUUUCAGAUUCCCUGUGAUCAGCUCAGAUACCUUAUUGAUUACCGUUUCUCUGUACCUCAAAUUUCCCAGCUAUUAGGUGUGUCAAUUCGUACCGUUCGACGUAGAAUGUCUGAGAACAAUAUGUCCAUUCGAUCAACUUAUUCACAGCUCAGUGAUAAUCAACUGGAAAAGGUCAUAGCUGACAUCCAGCGCCUAUUUCCUAACUGGAAAUCGACAAAUGUAUGGCCAUCUCAUUUCUCGUGGUAUUCGGGUUCAAUAUCACCGGGUACAAGAGGCACAGUCUCGAGUUGACCCAGAAGGUAGUGUGUUAAGGAGGCUCCAGAUUAUCAGGAGGCGAUGUUACUCCGUACCUGGUCCUCAACACCUAUGGCGUAUUGACGGACACCACAAGCUGAUCCGGUGGAAGCUAGUAACCCAUGGUGGGAUAGAUGGUUACAGUCGUUUGAUAGUGUUCUUAAAGUGUUCCAGUAACAACAGAGCCGACACUGUUAUGCAAGCUUUUUCCGAAGCUGUCCGCUAUUAUGGCAAUCCAAGUCGUGUGAGGGCUGACCGAGGUGAGGAAAAUGUUGUUGUUAGUGACUAUAUGAUUGCCCUACGUGGAUCUGGAAGAGGCAGCUUUAUUGGUGGCCAAAGCGUGCAUAAUCAACGCAUUGAAAGGCUUUGGCAUGAUGUGUUCAGCUCAUGUAUUAUUGUGUACUACUCUCUUUUUUGUUACAAGGAAGAUGUUGGUAUAUUAAACAUAGAUGAUCCACUACACCUGUUUUCACUGCACUAUGUGUAUGUGCCUCGCAUCAAUGAAAGCCUAAAACAGUUCGAAAGUGCAUGGAAUAAUCACCCAUUGUCAUCAGUGCGUAAUCUGAGCCCAAAUCAACUUUGGUUGACUGGCACGCAUCCAGAUUUCUGUGAUGAUGAGGUAUCAUCACUCGAUCAGUUUGGGUUGGAUUGGAAUGGGCCACUCACUUCUGACAAUGAUGGUGUUGUAUGCGUGGAUCCACCAGACGUACCUCUUACCAGUGACGAUUAUGAACAGCUGUGUAUACAAAUUGAUCCUGUUCAGCUAAGUUCUGAGUAUGGGUUAGAUGUGUAUGCAAGAACAAUUCAAUAUGUGUACAGCCACAUUAGUUAGAGAUAGAUAUUAAUUUGUUGUGUGACUUUGUGUGUAUGAAACUGACAAUAAUUUAUUAUGAUUAUUACACUUAUAACCGAGUGGGGGUGAGCUUCCAUAACCAUUAAUUGACAUCCUCUUUAAUUUUAUGAUAAUUGCACAUAAUUAUAUUCAGUUAACGGCC
Halichondria panicea is the source of this 2286-nucleotide messenger RNA. RefSeq lists its product as uncharacterized. Gene Ontology annotation, molecular function: nucleic acid binding. The coding region runs from base 1215 to 2123 and encodes 302 amino acids. The record is from RefSeq and is a predicted model, not a curated record. Lineage: Eukaryota; Metazoa; Porifera; Demospongiae; Suberitida; Halichondriidae. The transcript is spliced from 3 exons. Gene Ontology annotation, biological process: DNA integration.